Molecule: messenger RNA, 426 nt
Organism: Melampsora larici-populina 98AG31
Lineage: Eukaryota; Fungi; Basidiomycota; Pucciniomycetes; Pucciniales; Melampsoraceae
Exons: 1
Coding region: 1-426 (141 amino acids)
Source: RefSeq, a predicted model, not a curated record
AUGGCUGUCAUCAAGGCCGAAUUAGCCACCAAAUCUGUGGAAUACAAUAAUGAAGCUUCCAUACUGCUUGAAUUCAAAGGAGAACUGCCUUACAAGCUGGGCCCUGCGAAUAUGUCUUGUCAACAUUGUGGGGCAUUACAAUGGCCUCAAGAGCAAACAAAUUAUGAGGCAGAUGGUAAUAGCAGCAUUUUCUCAAAUUGUUGCAAACAAGGAGAUGUGACAAUCGCGUUAACUUUUUUUGAAGGAUGUACGCCGCCUGAAGAAUUGAUGGAUCUAUAUGUUGGGAAUGACCCCCGUACCCCAAUCUGUUUGUUUAUGAAUGGACUCACUAUAACUGAUGUCCAUUAUAGAUUCAAGGGACUUUUGAAAGGACAUGUUGGUUUACAACAACUUAGUCUCUUUUGCAUCUCUUGGGUCUCAUGUUGA